AUGAAACCACCACGGCUUCUUCCCCUCCUCCGCCGCCGCCUCUCAUCCGCCGCUGACGCCGCCGCUGAUGCCGCCGAGCUUGCCAGCGCGCUCUCCGUGGCGCCCUCCCCCCAUGCGAAGCGCGACCUUGCCAUCCUGCUCCGCCGCCUUGGCGGCCGCGGCCUCGCCUCCGCCCUGUCGUCCCUUCCGGCCCCGCUUUCCGCCUCCUCCGCCCUGCGCCUCCUCCAGCAUAUUCUCUCCGACGCCAACGUGUCCGCCUCCCGCCACGCCGAGGAUCUCCUGUCUCCUCGCGUCUCUGCGCUCCUCCUCCCAUCGCUCGUCGCCGAUCGCGCCUCGCUACCGUCCGCGCGCCGCCUCGUCUCACGCCUCCUCUGCUUCAACCCUCUCUCCGUCGCCGCAGCGGCUAUCGCAGACUCCGACUGCACUGCCACAGCGGACCUGCUCGUCCGCGCCUGCCUCAACUCGCCUGGCCCCGGAUCCCUGUCCCGUGCCGCCGAUGCCUUUCUCGAACUUUCCACACGUGGUGCAUUGCCGUCCAUCAAGACAUGCAAUAUCCUUGUCGAAGCCCUAGUUUGUGGUGGCCAACUGGACGUGGCCCGCAAGGUGUUUGGAGAAAUGCGGGAUGGCAAGACUGUUGCUCCUGAUGUGUACACAUACACGGUGAUGAUUAAGGCACUCUGCAGGGCUGGAGAGAUUGAUGCUGCUUUUGCGAUGCUUGCGGAGUUGCGGCGGUCUGGGGUCCAGCCGACGGUUGUCACUUACAACGUGCUAAUGGAUGCACUGUGCAAGAGUGGGGGGGUGGAGGAGGCCUUUCGGUUGAAGGGGAGAAUGGUUGAAGGCAGGGUGAGACCAAACAUUGUCACGUUUGGCAUCCUGAUCAAUGGUCUUGCAAGGGGCCAACGGUUUGGGGAGGUUGGUGCAGUGUUACAGGAGAUGGAGGGUUUUGGGAUCACCCCUAAUGAGGUUAUUUACAAUGAGAUGAUUGGUUGGCAUUGUAGGAAAGGGCAUUGCUCAGAGGCACUUAAGCUGUUUGAUGAAAUGGUCUCAAAGGGGAUAAAGCAGACAGUGGUGACUUACAACUUGAUUGCGAAGGCUCUGUGCAAAGAAGGAGAAAUGGAACAUGCUGAGAAGAUAUUGGAUGAGAUGUUGUUGGCUGGGAUGAUGGUUCAUUGCGCCUUGUUUAAUAGUGUGGUUGCAUGGCAUCUCCGAGGAACUGGAAGACUGGAUUUGGCGCUAAGGCUUAUAAGAGAAAUGCUUGCCAGAUUUCUGAAACCAAAUGAUGCUCUGAUGACAGCUUGUAUCCAGGAGCUUUGCAAAAGAGGGAAACACGAAGAAGCAACUGAAAUUUGGUUCCAAGUUUUGGGUAAAGGUUUAGGUGUCAAUAUUGCAACAUCCAAUGCGUUGAUUCAUGGGCUUUGUCAAGGUAACAACAUGACAGAAGCUACUAAGGUUCUAAAGGCUAUGGUGAAUAGCGGGGUUGAAUUGGAUAGAAUCACAUAUAAUAUAAUGAUUCAAGGCUGCUGCAAAGCCAGUAAAAUGGAGGAAGCAAUACAACUUCGUGAUGAUAUGAUCAAAAGAGGGUUUAAGCCCGACCUUUUCACUUUUAAUACUUUCCUACGCGCUUACUGUAAUUUGGGUAAGGUGGAAGAGAUCCUUCACCUGUUGGAUCAGAUGAAAAGUGAGGGCCUUAAGCCAGAUAUUGUGACAUAUGGCACUAUAAUAGACGGUUACUGCAAAGCAAAGGAUAUGCAUAAGGCGAAUGAAUGUUUGACUGAAUUGAUGAAAAAUGGGUUAAGACCGAAUGCAGUCAUCUAUAAUGCUCUUAUUGGUGGUUAUGGUAGGAAUGGUAACAUUUCUGAUGCAAUUGGUGUUCUUGACACUAUGAAGUAUAAUGGCAUACAACCAACACCUAUAACUUACAGUAGCCUUAUGUAUUGGAUGUGUCAUGCUGGUCUUGUUGAAGAGGCCAAGGCAGUUUUUGCGCAAUGUAUAGUAAAGAACAUUGAGCUUGGAGUAAUUGGCUACACAAUUAUAAUUCAAGGUUUAUGCAAAAUAGGAAAAAUUGAUGAAGCUGUGAUGUACUUCAAGGAAAUGCAUUCCAGGGAUAUACCUCCAAAUAAGAUGACCUACACCACUCUGAUGUUUGCCUAUUGCAAAUCUGGCAACAAAGAAGAAGCUUCCAAGCUUUUUGACGAGAUGGUGAGCUUUGGCAUUGUUCCUGAUAGUGUUUCCUACAAUACACUAAUUUCAGGGUUUUGUGAGGUGGAUUCAUUGGAUAAGAUGGUAGAAAGUCCUGCUGAAAUGUCCUCACGAGUUUUGAAACAAGAUGGCUGUUCGUACAAUGCUUUUGUUGAUGGAAUAACUACACCCUGGUUGACGUUUGCACCUAAUGAAGGUUGCAUAUCUGAUGGUUUUGAAGAGCCAGUUAUUGCCUCUAUUCUAAAGGAAACACUCAAAGCUCUAGACUACCUCCAUAGGCAAGGGCAUCUUCAUCGUGAUGUGAAGGCAGGAUGGCUCCAGAAGUUCUCCAGCCUGGAACUGGAUAUAAUUUCAAGUAUGUGGUGA
Messenger RNA from Miscanthus lutarioriparius, 2565 nucleotides. NCBI's taxonomy places the organism in Eukaryota, Viridiplantae, Streptophyta, Magnoliopsida, Poales, Poaceae. The record is from the annotation of a GenBank genome assembly.